AUGUCAUCUUCACUCUUUAUCACCGCCGUGCUAGCCGUGGCGGCUCUUGCUGCACCAUUCUCCUCCGGCAACUGCGACAUCCAGCAUGCGCAGAUAGGACUUCCUGCGAAUCAAACUGCGCUCGCCCAACCUUCAGACGCCCCAUCCUUCGUCUUACUUGGAGUCGGUGUUCAGAACUAUACGUGUACAACGAAUGGAACAUAUUUGAGCGCUGGCGCUGUCGGGCAACUCUUUGAUAUCUCAUGUCUCGUCAAAUCACCCAUGUUCGAUGAUAUUCAAGAUGUAGCCUUUGCUCGGUGGCAAGCUACGUCAGGGAAUGACGACUGCGAAGGCGACAUUACUGGAAUGCCUCUUCCUAGAGUGGGCGACCAUUACUUCGUUACAUCACCAUCUGGUACAGGCAUCAGCCCUGUCUGGGAUUUUAGAGCUUUUGGGUGUUUCAAGGGCGAUUCAGCGGCGACGGUUCUUGCUGCAAUAGUCGCAAACCUCCCAUCCCCCGACGGGAACGAAAACGUUGAUUGGUUGCAGCUCAAGUCCGUUUCUGGAGAUUUGGCGACCCAGAUAUAUCGAACCGACACACAAGGUGGGCAACCACCCGCUUCCUGUACCCCGGGUUCAGCCCUUGUUUCUGUCAAGUAUACGUCGAAGUACUGGCUAUAUGGCAGUACUGUGUGA
This is a messenger RNA of Laccaria bicolor S238N-H82, 675 nucleotides long. RefSeq lists its product as uncharacterized. Lineage: Eukaryota; Fungi; Basidiomycota; Agaricomycetes; Agaricales; Hydnangiaceae. The record is from RefSeq and is a predicted model, not a curated record. The transcript has 5 exons. The coding region runs from base 1 to 675 and encodes 224 amino acids.